UUAUACAAAUAAUGCAUGUUAUUUUAUCUUUGUAAAAUAAUGAGUUAUUGUCUCUCCUUGAAAUAAUUAUGGUAUAAUUGAAGUAUUCAUAUUACUUAAAUUGUAACGGUUCGAAAUCAUGUCAGAUACUAACGGUAUUUGUAACCUUUCGAGAUUUCUCGAUAUAACAUUCUGAAGCGCGUACCCCUAUUUGUAUACUAAAAUCAUUCUCCAAACAUCCGUAGCUACUUCACAAAUUUAAAAAAUUUGCUUCGAUAUGGGUCGAAGAAAAAGUAAACGACAAGCUCCGCAAAAGAAAAAAGUUAUCGAACCUCUGGACGUACAAUUUACAUGCCCAUUUUGUAACCAUGAAAAAUCAUGCGAAGUCAAAAUGGAGAAGAAUAAAAAUACAGCAAGAAUUGUUUGUCGAGUUUGUUUAGAAGAUUAUCAAACUAGUAUUAAUAUAUUAUCAGAACCAGUUGAUGUGUAUAACGAUUGGAUCGAUGCCUGCGAUGCUAUUAAUUAAUCUGUUUCAUUGUUUAAUUCAAUGAAAGUUAUGUGCCUUUUUCAUAUAAGUGACUUAUUGAAUUUAUAUUUCAUAUCACAAUUUAUUUUAAUUACAGGAUGUAACUUUGACCAAAAUAUUGUAAAUAUCAUUGUUAUACAUACAUGUGAUGUUUAUUU
Molecule: messenger RNA, 663 nt
Organism: Osmia lignaria (orchard mason bee)
Lineage: Eukaryota; Metazoa; Arthropoda; Insecta; Hymenoptera; Megachilidae
Product: transcription elongation factor 1 homolog
Biological process (GO): transcription elongation by RNA polymerase II
Cellular component (GO): transcription elongation factor complex
Molecular function (GO): RNA polymerase II complex binding
Source: RefSeq, a predicted model, not a curated record